AGCUCUGCGCGGACGGCAGCUCCUGGACGCUCAGACGCUCAGAGGUCGGAGGCGUCACCUGCACAGGUGAGGGGCGGCGCUGGAGGCCUGGGGCCGGGGGGAGCACCGGGUUAGGAACCGCUGUUGCUUCGUUUCCUGGUAAAUGUCAGGAGCCUGGGAUUCAGAGCCGAGACCACGACCCGGGACGAGCACAUCUGGAAGGAGGCGCGCGGACCCGGAGGGAGCGGCGACUGGUGCCUGGUUAUGAGAGGAGGCGGCUGCCGAGGCGUCUGGGUGUGAGUGAGCGCCCUCUAGUGGAGCUGCCGCGGCGCUUCUGCCUGUUUCAACCUUCAGCGUUUCAAGAGGUCUAUGGUUCAGCGCUGAGCAGAGACCAUGUGGUGUUUGGAGCUGCUCCUGCCGCUGCUGUUCCUGAGUGAUGUGAGCGGCCAGUGGAACGUCUGGGUUCCUCGGGACAUCUCGGCCAUGACCAACUCCUGCGUGGUCAUCCCCUGCACCUUCAUGUACCCGUCGGGCAUCCGGCCGUACAGGGGCACUCACGGGAUCUGGUACUUCGGCCAGCCGUACCCUCAGCUCUUCCCCCCUGUGGUCUUCAAGUCGCGCACAGACGUUGUACAUGAGAGCUACAAGGGCCGCUCCAAGCUGCUGGGAGACCUGAACCAGAGGAACUGCACGCUGCUCAUCAACAACGUCGGCUCCGAGCAUUCGGGGCGCUAUUACUUCCGCGCGGACCUCGGUGGAGCCAACAUGUACACGUACCCAGACUUCGCGGAGCUCAAAGUUCUGGAUCAGCCCAACAUCGACGUCCCGGAGGAGAUCGUCAGCGAUGAGAGUCUGGAGCUGACGUGUUACGCUCCUGACAACUGCCCCGACAUGACUCCAGAGAUCCAGUGGAUGUACACGGACUACCUGCCCGACCCGGAGUUCUCCUCGGACUACGUGGAGGAGAGCAACACAGCGGUGCUGUCCAGCACGCUGACCUUCAUCCCCAGACCCAUGCACAACGGGCAGCUGCUGGGCUGCAGGGUCUACUACUCCAACACCACGCUGGUCUACGAGCGCCUGAUCUCCCUGGACAUCAAGUAUGCUCCACGCUCCGUGUGGGUGAACGUGUCCUCAGAGGUGAUGGAGGGCAGCUCGGUGACGCUGCACUGCGAGGUGGACAGCAACCCUCCCUCCAGGAUCUCCUGGAUGUUCGGGGACCAGGAGGUUGUGUGGGACACGGCCUCCAACAUCUCGCUGUCUCUGGACGAUGUGACUCCAGCGCAGGAGGGGCUGUACACCUGCGUGGGCGACAACAGCUACGGAGCCAUGAACACGUCUCUGUACCUGGCCGUCAAGUACCCUCCGCGGGAGCCUCAGGUCAACGAGUCCGUGACGGUGGUGGAGGGCGCCUCCCUGGCGCUGCACUGCAGCACGCAGGGCAGCCCGGCGCCCACGCUCACCUGGCUGAAGGACGGGGAGCUGGUGGGCACCAUCACGGCCGACGAGCUGUCGGUGCUGGAGAUCUCUGAGAUCACGCCGCAGGGAGACGGGCUGUACCGCUGCCUGGCCGAGAACGAGCACGGCCGCGCCAGCAGCUCCCUCAACGUCACCGUGGAGUACGCCCCCGUGCUCCUGGACGAGUCCAAGUGCACGGUGGUGCGGGAGGGCGUGCAGUGCGUGUGCAUGGCCACGGGGAACCCGGAGCCCGCCAUUGAGUUCUACCUGCCCGACCUGAACGUCACCAUCAACGAGACGGACGGCCGCUUCAACUUCUACACGCACACGGACGGACACACGUCCACGGGCAUGAUCAAGCUGCGCGAGAAAGGCGAGCGGGUGGAGAACGGCCCCGCCGUCAACGUGCACUGCAGCAUCUCCAACGUGUACGGACGGGAGAGCGUCCUGCUGGAGCUGCAGCAGGAGAAGAAGUACAUGAUGGCCGUCAUCGUGGGCACCAUCGGAGGAGUGGCCGUCAUCGCCUUCAUCAUCGCUGCAGUCAGAUACGUCGGCCACAACAACAAGAAAGAGAAUGGCAACCCUAGGCAGGACGUGGUCCUGGAGAACCCAGCGUUGUACUACAGCGCAGUCAAGAAGGACAAACAAAAUCUGAGGAAGAAAGUGCUUAAGACAGAGCUGUUGGGCUCAAAGUUUAACUCCAUUCUAGAGGAGACUACGGGAGAAGACGGGGAUUAUCAGGCUGUGGGCUCGUUUCCAGGCCUGGAGAGGCGGGAGCUGAAUUACGCCGCGCUGGAGUUCGGGGCCGGGGCCCGGUCCAGGGAGGGCGCCUCCGGGAGGGGGGAUGACGGCAGCAGCUACACGGAAGUCAAAGCCAAAUGAAUCGCGAUCCUUCCCUGAUCCCUCGGCUUCGCGAGACUCAGUGGCAGCGCAGCAUCACCGCCUCAGCUCAAUAACGGCCGCCCGUCUUCUACUGGACCCCUUCUUCUUCAUGUGUCAUCCUAACGCCCCCCCCGUGCCGGUGACCCCCCCCCACACACACUUCGCCACCGUCUGAAGGAACUCGUACUGUUUGGGUCCCAGCGCCCACUGGACAACCUGCACAACCAGAUUUAGGCUUCAGCCUCGCUAACAGAUGAGCUGUUCCACAUAACGUUAACCCUUUGAGUGACAGGCGGCUCCGAGCAUCCGUCUCACCCAGCUGCCGCUGUGUCUGCUGCCGGUCGAUGCGUCAGGGCAAGGAGUAACCGAGCUUUGUGUUCUCUUCUCUUUCUGUGUGUGUAUGAGUUGAAGGUAAAUGUAGAUGAGAUCCUGUGGAGGUAAUGAGUGAGACAGGAUGGGAGCUCAGUGUAACUGUAUAUAAAGUGUGCUGUGACUAAGUCGCCCCCAUAUAAAUGAAACCAAUGCCACAGCAGCUUCUCAGCUGUUUGUGAACCUCUGAACCCCAACGAACCCUCAGGCUCGAGGCCUCGCUCUCGAUCAGGAAAACACAGACCCAAAGCACAACCCCCCCCCCCCCCACGUGAGCAGCGUUAUCUCGUGUAGACAAUGUGUGUGUUUGUGUGUGUGUUCGUAUCCGAAUCGUGCUGAACAGAUCACAGGACGUGGAUCUCUGGGAGCGUCGCAUCGCUGGAGAAGCGGAUGCAGAUGCUCGAAUCACGGGACGUGAUGCUGACUCGGCGGCUGGUUGUGUUCGAUGAGCCUGUGGUGUAAAAUCAGAGCUCACUAAUAGUUUAACCUGAUAAUAAUGGUGUCAGUAAUAUAUAUUAAUAGGAUGUAUAUGGAUACGGGACGUGACUAUGUACAGUAAAAACCCUGCAUGAGCGUUUUGCAUACGAUAAAGAAUUGGACUUUUGGGCGAUUGAAAACAUUUUCCGUUCUGCUCUGAACGUCUCAACACAGAUGAGUUUCCACGCAGAGACGUGUUGUGUACGACAGGCGACGGACGUUGGACCUUCACCCACUGUUUCACCCCGAUCCAUCCAGAGCCUUGAGGCCUUUAUGUUUCUGACCUCAGUGCUUUUUGAUCUUUACUGCUCAUUAAUGAUCUUUUUAGUGGUUUUCAUUUUGAAACCAACCAAAAUGAAACCAUGAACGUACUGUGCGUCUGAGUCUAUGAACCAGCUUCAGCCUGGCUGUCGCCUCCUUCAGUGUUACUGACGUGGUCCUGACCGGAACCUGCUGUUCAUCCUCUUCUCUGCGUUUAAACCAAGCGGCGUUGUGUUCCUUCAGCCGCUCGUUGAGACGUCGUUCUACCUGAUGCUCAACAUCCAGGUCACGUCAGGCCUCAUGCAGCGUUCAGCUAUUCCUUUUUUAAGCAUAAAUAUGAAUUAGUCGUCUCUAACCUUUUGUGACAGUGUGUUUGUAAAGCAAAUGUACCUGUCCUCUACUUUGUGGUGAUCAUAAUAUGUGGAACUUUUUUUUUUACACAAACUGAAUGAUUGACUCAAUAACAGAUCAGCUGUUGGCUUCUCUCUGCAAACUACUGUUACUUAAGGAAAGUUGUUUCAUUCCAAAAUGACUUUUUUGUUUUAAAGUCUUCACACCUCAAGCAGAUUCCUUUGACUUCAGUUCCACACAAGCAUAAAUAAAAUAAAAACAACAACAAACAUGUUGAUUAUUGAGAGAAAACAA
Molecule: messenger RNA, 4071 nt
Organism: Betta splendens (Siamese fighting fish)
Lineage: Eukaryota; Metazoa; Chordata; Actinopteri; Anabantiformes; Osphronemidae
Gene: mag
Product: myelin associated glycoprotein
Exons: 13
Coding region: 373-2319 (648 amino acids)
Source: RefSeq, a predicted model, not a curated record